UUAAACAUUCAAUGAAUUAAUUGUUAAUUUUGACCAAAAAGAAAGUUGGGAUAUAAAAAAAACAAAAUGGCGUCUAAAAAUACUGAAUGAACCGCAAAAUCGUGUUUCAAGAACGCAUCAGUAGUAUAUUCUACUUCAGAGUGAGAUUUUCAGGAUAAAAUGGCAAAGGCAGUCAAUUUACAAAAUCUUGUAAAACAUAUUGUUAACGGUACGCUGGCGGAAAAUCUUUGUCGUAUAUGUUUAUUGCCAUUAAAUGAUCUCUAUGAGGAUAUUUUCACAAAUAUUUGUAAAGAAAACAACGAAUACUGUGUGGCUGAUGUAUUAAACACGGUCUGUCAAAUAAAGAUUUCGCAUGUGGACAACUACAGAGUAUGUGCAAAUUGUUUUAUUAGUGCCUCUGAGGCUUACAAAUUUUACCUUCUCACUCAAAGAAGUAAUCAGAUUCUAGAGUUCUAUGUUAACGAAUUGGAAAAUCACGUUAAUUCAAUAGACUACCCGGAGAAUAUGUCUGUGGACUCUCUAUGCAUACCAUUGCCAGUCAUAACAGUUGAUACGGAUUACGAUUUUGAUAUUAGUAAAUUUCCAUUUAAAAGUGUUCUUCACGAAAAGCCUAUAGUUAACGGAGGAAAUGGUACAACUGAUGGUGGUGUAGAUUGUGUCAAAUCAGAAGAUAUAGAUGAAGGGAACAUAGUUAUUGUGAUGGAUGAUGGGGUGCCGACAUUUUUUAAGCCGCAAAGAGAUGGAUCAUUACUCACACUGGACGGAGAAAAAGAUCUGAGUAUAGACUUCGAUAAUGAGCCGGAACGGAAGAUGAUGAAGAAGAGAAAAAGGAAACGGGAGCCAAUGGAAUAUAAAAUAUGCAGUCGUUGUCCCGUUAGAUAUAGAUUUGUAAGGAAACUUAAAGAACACAUGAAAGAGGAACACGGUGUUGACCUUUUUGUUUGUAAGAUCUGCCAAGCUAUUAUAGAAGAUGAACAGGAAUAUAAUAAUCACCUGCAAACUCACACAGGUAUACACACAUGCGCCAUCUGCAACAUGGUGUUUAAGAAACGUAACACAAUCAUAAAACAUUUCAAAUGGCACGAAGAAAUGAAAACCAAGAGCCAAUCCGACGGACUUCAUAUUUGCGAAUACUGUGGCCUCAUGUUGGUCAGUGAGGACGAUUUAAAAGAUCAUAAGGAGAAGAAACAUGUAAAAAAAUACACGUGUUAUUACUGCGGCAAGAUGUACAAAGGGGAAUUGAGUUUCGAAACGCAUAUUAAGAAACAUGAAGCUAACAAUGAUUCGAAUAGAAAUGCAGUUAAAGUAAAGCAAGAAACAAAGAAGAAACGCAAGUACACCUGCCCUACCUGUAACCGAGACUUUGUUGAUGAGAGGGCUCUUCUGUGGCAUGAACGACUUCACACUAACGAAAGGCCGUAUGUUUGUGAGGUGUGCGGCCGCGGGUUCGUUUCCCUGAACCGCCGUAACCAGCACUCGGUGUGCGCCCACACAGCCCCCGCGCGCCGCUGCCCGCUCUGUCCGGCGCUGUUCCAUCUAAGGUCGAUGGUCAACACCCACGUUAAGAAGGUACAUCUGAAAACUCACAAGCGUCGUAAUCGCACCAGCAAGUAUCAGAAGGUGUUCUGGAAGACUGAACGCGUUCCCAUCCAGGAGCUGAGCGUGUCCAUACAAAAUGAGCUGUUUGAGCUGCAGUCCACACAGAACCAGCCUGUGCUCGCCAAGAAAUGGUGACAUUUUGGAGGAUCGCAGUAUGGGCGACGUCCAUUGAGUGACAGCUUAAACAUUAUAAAGGGUGUAUUAAAAACAAAACAACUCUAACCCCUUGUAUAUAUAUUUUAUUAAUUUUUUUAAUAUUUUUUUUGUAUCGUAUUUUUAUAUAUAUAGUUAUAAUGAAUUGGCUAUUAAUAUAUACAACUUACAUUAAGUGGGUUCUUAGAAUAAACUAAAGAUCCUUAGGAGCUAUGUGGAAUCAAGUUUGUCGACAUUCACUUUCGCCUUUCGCUGUGUGAUUUUUAAUUAAAACGUCUCAAUCAGCAUUUUAUAUUGUUUUAAUCAUCCUCGACAGUCAUUGACAUAAUAAUUUAUCAAAAACCAAAAUUCUAAUGAAAGUACUCAUUGUAUGUAUGACAGUACAGAGAUGUAUUACGUUAAAUGUCUUGUAAAAUGUGUCCCAAGGCUAACAGGAGACAUUGAGGUUACUAAUGAAACGGUGAAGUAUUGUUUGACCACAGACCUAAAAUAACAUAGAAUUGCCAAUUUUCCAAACAC
Molecule: messenger RNA, 2271 nt
Organism: Danaus plexippus (monarch butterfly)
Lineage: Eukaryota; Metazoa; Arthropoda; Insecta; Lepidoptera; Nymphalidae
Product: zinc finger protein 354C-like
Exons: 8
Coding region: 160-1734 (524 amino acids)
Biological process (GO): regulation of transcription by RNA polymerase II
Cellular component (GO): nucleus
Molecular function (GO): zinc ion binding; RNA polymerase II transcription regulatory region sequence-specific DNA binding; DNA-binding transcription factor activity, RNA polymerase II-specific
Source: RefSeq, a predicted model, not a curated record